GCGGAGCUUGAAAAGGCCUGGUCUACCUUACCGACCCGCGUCGCGGGGGCUCCUGGGGGUUCCUUCCACAGCUGGUGCGCGUGCGCAAGAGUGCGCCGAGAGUGUGCCGUGGUAAUUUAUGAAACUCGAAGAGGGCACUGAGUUGAGGGUUCGGCGAAGUCAGGGUUUCCUAGUUGCGGCGUGGUUACCAACGCCAGCUCUCUUCACUGGCCAAGACAGCGAUUCCGCGGCUCCUCUCAGAACUGGCGCUUGGGCGUGACGGAACGGGCCCCUGGACAGAAGCGGUGCUCACAGGUUCUUAGCUCAAGCCUGAGAAUUACUGCAAUCCAGUAAGGCAGAUUUGAACUACUGUGGGAGUUCUAUUUAGGAAGAUGCAGCCUCUGAGCAAGUUGAUGGCUACCUCAAAACCUCAAAACCUGUCUCUACAUGAACAAAGAGGCUUUCUGAGAGCAGAUCUGUCUUGGCAGCAAGAAAACAACCCUGUCAUGGAGACACAGGACUCUGAGGCAUCUCGUCAAAAGUUCAGACAUUUCCAGUAUUUGAAAGUGUCUGGACCCCAUGAAGCCCUGAGCCAGCUCUGGGAGCUCUGUGUUCAAUGGCUGAGACCAGAGAUUCAUACAAAGAAGCAGAUCAUUGAACUGUUGGUGCUGGAACAAUUCCUGGCAGUCCUGCCUGAAGAAGUCAGGACUUGGGUGAAUUUACAACAUCCAAACAACAGUAAAGAUGUGGUGACCCUCAUAGAAAAUGUGAUUGAAAUGCUUGAAGAUAAAGAUACACCCUGCAAGGACUCUGCGCCCCAGAAGGGGAGCAUCAAGGAUAAAAUGAAAGCUGACUCACAAACGGGCAAACCACAGGAACCAGUGACAUUCAAAGAUGUGGUUGUGGAAUUCAGCAAGGAAGAGUGGGGGCAACUGGACUCUGCUGUAAAGAACCUGUACAGGGAUGUGAUGCUGGAAAACUUUAGGAACCUGAAUUCAUUGCGUAAAGCACAUCUACUUUCCAAACCAGUUGAGAGCCUUGAGUUGAAGAAUAAGAAGAAAAGAUGGAUAACGGAGAAAGAAAUGUCAAGGAAGACUAUUUCUGACAUGCAGAGUAUUUCUGGAGAAGAAACAUCCCACGGAAUGAUUAUGACAAGCCUUACCAAAAGUGGACACUCUUCCUCAGAUGUCUGGAAAGAUGAGGAUUGGUUAUAUAGGAACCAGAAAAAACAGGACAUAGAUUUGCCACAAGAAUUUCCUGAAACAAUCUAUACUGAGGAGGAGGAUUUUGAAUGUAGUGAAAAUAAGAAAAGCUUUGAUGUUAAUUCACUUAGCUCAAUUUGUGCUAUACAACAGGGAAUUCCAAAAUGUGAGGAAUCUCCAAAAUGUGAUAAGUUGAAAACUCACUUCAAAUUUAAUUUAAUCUCAGUAGGUAAGCAAAAUUCAGAAUAUGAUGAAUAUGGGAAUGACUUCAGCCUGAGUACAGAUAUUCAACACCACAAAAGUCAUACUACAAUGAAUUUCUAUGAAUGUUAUCAAUGUGGGAAAGCCUUCUGCCGAAGUUCAUCCCUUAUUCGACAUCAGAUCAUUCACACAGGAGAGAAACCCUAUAAAUGCAGUGAAUGUGGAAGAUUCUUCAACCGACGUACAAAUCUUACUAAGCAUCAAAAACUUCACACUGAAGCAAAGGCCUGCACAAGCAAUAAAAGUCGAAAGGCCUUCUGUAAAAGUGAAGACAGUAAUAAUCCAACAGUCCAUUUUAGAAAUAAUUCCUAUGAAUGUAUUAACUGUGGAAAAUCCUUCAGUCGGAGCUCCUCUCUUAUUCGACACCAAAUAAUUCAUACAGGAGAGAAACCAUUCAAAUGUAAGGAAUGUAAUAAAGCCUUCAACAGGAGUUCAAACCUUGUUAAACAUCAAAAACUGCAUACUCAAGAUAAGUCCUGAAAAAGAAAAAAUGAAAAAUUACCUUCAGUCAAAAUGCAGAACUUAUUCAACAUCAUGAAUUUGUGCUGGAUAAAAUCUCAUGAAUAUAAUGUAAGAAAACAUUUAAGGAAUAAUUAAAGAUUAUUCCUUAAAUAAUAUGGCAGAAUUAAUAAUGGAUAGAAAUAUUAUUGGAUAGAAAUCUGUUUGAAGGAGUUUCCUUGGCUUUCAGAUGAAGCCAUAAGGCUUUGGACUUAAACACAGUAUCACCAUACAAGUGUUUGUGUAUCAUUAUUUUGAUAUCCAUUGCCCUCACCGUUCCCUAGUUCAUACAUAGGGCUAUAGCAUACUAAUAUCCACCUGAUUUAUUGAUGAAGCAGACAUUAGGCAAAGCCAAGCAAUACUCUUAAAGCUGAUAUUUAAGAAAACUCAGCCCUUAGAAGAAGGUCACAAGAAAUCAGGAGCUCAUGAGAAUAUAAGAGAACAUGCUAAGGAGAGAAAUCUUUGAAUUAAUGUCUAAGACCACAGUAACUCCACCCCUGACAAUACCCUUUGCUGUCUUGGUGCUGAAUGGAAACUAGAGUUGUGAGAGGGUUAUCAAUUGCAGUGGGAGAAGGUUGUAUUGUUGUUAAUCUAUAUGUAUUCUUAAAAUCUGCAUUUUUUAAAAGUAUAGCAGGUCUUUGAAAAAUGUUUUUGUUUUGUUAUAAUGUUGUAAUUAUUAUAAUGUUGAUGAGACAAAUAUCAAUUCCCAGCCAGUGACACUGUCUGUGUGGAGUUUGCACACUCUCCCCGUGUUUCCAGGUGCUCCAGUUUCAAACUUCAAAGAUGUACCCAUUAGAUUAAUUGACAUUUCUAAAUUAUCUCAGUCUGAGUUUGCAUGUGAGGGAGAGUACCCUGCGGUAGAAUGGCUUCUAGUCAGGGUUGGUUCCCAUCAUUGCCCUGAGCUGCUAGGAUGUGCUCUGUCCACCCAUGGUCCUGUACUGGAAUAGUUGGGUAAAUAAUUAUGUUACUUGUAUUUGUUAAUCCUUCUUAAAUGUGUGUACAGCUCAGAUUUAUCUUUAUGUCUAAUACUGGAAGCAUUUGGGUCUUUAGAAGUUUGGUGAUGUUGUGACCAGACAUUUGCCAGAGGAACUUAAAUGAUAUACCAUUUAUCCCAGACAUGAGCUUAUUAAAGUGUCCUAAUACUCUGUACACCAGAACUGUGUCUUCUGUAAACUACCUCAGGAUCCCUUCUGGUUCUUGAGACAAGAAUGACUUAAUCUACCCCCAAAAAUUCACACUGGAGACACUCCCAAUUAAUGAUGAUGGUAGCUUUUUGUGAAAAUUCAUACUUUAUUCAAAGGCAGAAAAGGUAUACUGGAGUGAACACCUAUGAUUCAUUAAAUAAUGUCAAAA
This is a messenger RNA of Sapajus apella (tufted capuchin), 3293 nucleotides long. It is a transcript of the gene ZNF215, whose product is annotated as zinc finger protein 215. Gene Ontology annotation, molecular function: DNA-binding transcription repressor activity, RNA polymerase II-specific. Lineage: Eukaryota; Metazoa; Chordata; Mammalia; Primates; Cebidae. Gene Ontology annotation, biological process: negative regulation of transcription by RNA polymerase II. The record is from RefSeq and is a predicted model, not a curated record. Bases 372 to 1922 code for a protein of 516 amino acids. The transcript has 6 exons.